AUGGGGAACUGUCUAUCAGCACAUCCGCACGCCAGCGCGAGCCAUAAGCUGCGCAAGUUCUACAAGAUCCAGGAUAACUUCGACACCAUCGAGAAGGUGCAGGCAGCUUUGAGAAGCGUGGGACUUGAAUCCAGCAACCUCAUAGUCGGAAUCGACUACACAAAAUCCAACACUUGGACGGGAGAGAAAACCUUUGGCGGCAAAUCGCUUCAUACGAUAGAGGUCGAUCGACCCAACCCAUACCAGCAAGUGAUUGAAAUCAUCGGAAGAACGCUGGAAGUUUUCGAUGACGACAAGCUGAUUCCUGUGUUCGGGUUUGGAGACAAUUUCACAUCCGACAAGAAGUGUUUUCCUUUCUUCCCUGACAAAAGACCUUGUGAGGGAUUCGCCGAGGUGAUCACUCGAUACAACGAGAUCACGCCAGGUAUCGUGCUCGCCGGCCCCACCAACUUCGGCCCUGUGAUCCGCGAAGCCAUCAGCAUCGUCAAGUCGGAGAAGUCUUACCAUAUCCUCCUCAUCAUUGCUGACGGUCAAGUCACCAACAAGAAGGAUACAGAGAACGCGAUCGUGGAGGCUUCCAACUACCCGCUUUCAAUCGUCGUGGUCGGGGUGGGGGAUGGCCCGUGGGAGACUAUGGAGGAGUAUGACGACGAACUACCAACAAGGAAAUUUGACAACUUUCAAUUUGUUCCAUUCAAUCGGGUGAUGAGCUCUGUUCCCAGAGGAACAAGUCCAGACGCAUACUUCGCGCUCAACGCCCUCAUGGAGGUUCCCGAGCAGUUCAAGCUGAUCAAGGACUUGCAAUAUCUGUGA
Molecule: messenger RNA, 813 nt
Organism: Guillardia theta CCMP2712
Lineage: Eukaryota; Cryptophyceae; Pyrenomonadales; Geminigeraceae
Exons: 7
Coding region: 1-813 (270 amino acids)
Source: RefSeq, a predicted model, not a curated record